Molecule: messenger RNA, 2679 nt
Organism: Oppiella nova
Lineage: Eukaryota; Metazoa; Arthropoda; Arachnida; Sarcoptiformes; Oppiidae
Source: the annotation of a GenBank genome assembly
AUGAAUUGUCCGGCCAGUGAUUAUAAGCCACUGAAAGUAAUUAGUCAUGUCACACCAAAGGGUAUCUCGAGUGUGGGCCAGUACACGAAGAUGUCGGGCCACCGAACACUGUUGUCGUGCGCUCAGUCCUGUUGUCUCCGGAGUUCAUGUCAUGUCGUCUUCUUUCACAACGACUCCUGUUUUCACAUCACUUGCCGUUCAAUGAAAUUAUGCGAACCCGUGAAGAGGACGGGCAGUAAAUACAGCAAAUCGUCGAUGAUUUUGGUGAGGAAUGCCGAUCUCAGCGCCACCGGUGACGCCGACACUCUAUUUCUCACCGAUUAUAACGACAAUCCUCCCGGUGCUGACGAGGAGUACACCGAAUCCAAACAGAGACGGGAGGAAUCGCUCGACUCCAUAGUCAACGACUAUAUGUCUGAUGGGGGCGCCGGGGCUUUAGAUGCCGAACGCCCUGUCCUUUCGUACGAUUCGGGCGACAGAAUCUGUACGUUAGGACAGAGCGAGUGCUCCGCCAACGAGGUGUGCCGUAAGUCCAGUAACCGGCGCCGACAGGGCGUAUGCGUGUGCAGUCAGGGCUGGCACAGGGAUGAGCGCCAGAUAUGUGAGCCGAUAAAGUCAGUGGUGGUGUCGGGUGUUGGGCACAGAAAUGCAGACCCGAUUCUCGAUAAAUAUGCGGCCGAAGAGGACAGUAAGGAGACGACGAGUGAACAACAGCCCACCGGUUCCAUCGACACCGACAUCCCUAUUGGCCCCAAAGGUAGCGAUAAUUCCUCGAGUGGGUCGACACGUCUGGUAGUAUCUGCCGGUCGUAAUCAAGUCAUACAACUGCCCAAAGAUGAGGUCACAUUAUCGGCGUUCGUAUUACCCGCCUCCCAGUCCUACAAAUAUGAGUGGCAACUGAUAUCCCGGCCCUCCCAGAGCGAGGAUAUUGGCAAUAUGGAGGGGGCAAACACUGACCAAAUCAAACUUUCCCGACUGGCGGCCGGCAACUACACGUUCCGGGUGUCGGUGACCAGCGACGGUCUGGUGGGCGCGUCCACUGUCAACGUAACGGUGCUGCCACCCAAACGACUCAAUAAGCCUCCCGUAGCGGUCAUCAAACCGGCCAACUCUACCGUUCAGUUGCCUAAUAAGGAUACAGUACUCGACGCCUCCUUUUCGACCGAUGAUAACAAUAAUAAGAUUGUUAAGCAGGCACUGGUAGUUCCCAUUGGAUACACAAACACCAAGUUUCCGUCUAACCCCACACUACAACUCAAAGACCUCUUACCCGGAUUAUAUCAAUUGAAUCUGACGGUCACAGACUCGGAUGGCGCCACCAACUCUACAAUAGCCAAUGUAACCGUCCUUAAAGAGAUCGACUACCCGCCCACUGCCAAUGCUGGCCAGGAUCAAAUCAUAUUUUUGCCACAAAAUGACAUCACACUUAUGGGCAAUCAGUCGACCGAUGAUAAGGGUAUAGCCUUAUGGCAGUGGACCAGAGCGCCUGACGAUCAAAGCAGUGGUAAACAGAUAGCGGUCGAUAUGGAUGGCACGUCCACCCCAUUCCUACACCUAUCCAAACUGGAAGUGGGUGUCUAUAAGUUCGUACUGAAGGUGACCGAUACGGCCAACCAGUCAUCCCAGGCAGAGGUCCACGUGUUUGUGAAGCCCGAGAAUAAUAGGCCGCCGCUGGCCGUCACGCCCGCAGACAUGAAGGUUGUGCUGCCAUUGGAUAAGAGUGUCAUUUUGGACGGAAGUAAGUCCAGCGAUGACACCGGUGUCACCAAAUGGUUGUGGGAACAGAUCGAUGGUCCAAAACAGUUGCAAAUAGUGAAGGCAAACGAGUCCGUCGCUAAUGUGACGAACAAACUCUUUCCCGGAGAGUACGGCUUUCGGCUCACCGUUUGGGACGCAAAGGGCGCCAACUCUUCGGCCGCUUUCAAGUUGACUGUCAUUCAGGAGAAAAACUCGCCCCCAGUUGCCAAUGGGGGAGGCGAUAGGACUGUCACAUUGCCAGUCAGCCAGGUCGUGUUAAACGGAAGCCAAUCGUACGACGACGUGGAGAUCGUGUCGUACGAGUGGUGUCGGACCCAAGACUCGUUGGCCUUCGGGGAUAUACUGGACAACUCGUCCUACAGUCCAGUCCUGCGGCUCACGAACCUAAUAGCGGGCCGGUAUCUGUUUAAACUAACUGUUGCUGACAAUCAAGGGGCUCAGGCUUCUGAAGUGGUGUCUCUAAUCGUGAAACCCUCGCCCGGAGUGAUGGAUGAGAUCGAGUUAAUACUCAAUACGGAUAUCAAGGCAUUUACUAGCGAUCAGAUGUCUAUGGUUUUGAAGCGCUUGGAGUUACUGUUGAGCGACACCGAUGGGCAGCCUAUUAAAGUGCAAUUAAUUAAAUUGGAUACCACCACUCAUUCGCGCCGAGUAAUUCUCGUAUUUACGGUCAUCAACGGCAAAACAAAUAAAUGCCUUCCGGGCCUAACAGUUGUGAAGCAAUUGAAACAAAAACUCAAAACCGAUUCUAGUCUUAUAACACCGGAAGUCAUUUCAUUGGAGACUAUGGUUUGUCAGAACGAGUGCUCAAAUCAUGGUUCGUGCGAUCAGUACAGCAAACGGUGUUUAUGUGAAGCCUUUUGGAUGGAAGACCUCUUUCGCUACCAUUUGGGGGAUCGGGAGAGCAAUUGCGGUCAUUAUUAA